CGCAAUUCUGUAUGAUGAGGCAAAAUCCUUGAAAUACCUUGUACAUAUAAACACCUUUAACUAAACUGUAAAUUCAUAUAGAUAAUUAAUGCGUAGAUAACACACUGAUGGAUGUAUGUGGGUGACAUUUGUGUUUGAUCAGCUAAUUGAAUAUUAGUACAAUCAGCACGUUCCUCAAUUUAUUCGGUUAAUGAUCGCAAAAGAUUAUAACAUAGAAUGAUAGAAAUUUUAAUAAAUAAAUAAUCUAGUGUUGUGCAUAUGAGUGACAAGUUGUUUUUCACAAAUUUGAAGUCGACAAAGUAACGUCUUAUAACGUCUUUUAUACGUAAACAUAACAUUCCCCAUCUAAACGUAACACUUACAUGUUAUCAACAUGAGGGAAGAAGUUGAAAGCAACGAUAGCUCCGAAUUAUCGGCUGUAAUUGGAGUGCUGUUGGACUGUUUAGACGAUAAAAAUCAAAAUGUCAAACAAUCCGUAAUUGAAUCGAUUGAGAGAAUAAGCAAGAAGAAUCCAGAGAUUGUCAUUCAUACUGCUAUAUAUUUUUGGGAAAUGCAUAGAAAGAUAUCCACUGAACAUACAGCAUCUCUGUUGAACAUAAUGUCCAAUAUCUGUAGACAUUCAGCUACAAAUUUAAAUAAAGAUUUAGCAGCAUCUCUCGCUGAAAUAGCAGUGUACGAAUUAAUAAGAAAGACUGAGAAUGAAGCAGCUGAGUUGUUAACUGAACUUUGUAAAAUAUAUUGCAUACAAGCCAUGGGUGGACUUUUAUCUAAAUUAGAACCUGGGAUAAUUCCUAAUGCUACAAUAGUUUUCACAAUAGGGAAGCUUGCGGUGGCCAAUCCAUAUGGGAUGUUGUCCUUUGUUAAAAUAAUAUUAACUAUUAUGUUACCAAUGUUAAAUCAAAUACGUGAAGAAGUUCUUAAGCAAGCAAUUUGUUUCAUGAUUAGUAAGCUUUGUGAAGCUAUGAAUGAUUAUAUGAUGAAUGCAGAAGUCUUAGUUCCAGAAAUUAACAAACAAAUGUUUGAGGAAGAAAUUUGCUCUGUCUGUGACUUUUUAAUGCAUAAUUGGUUGAAAACAUCUCGCGAUUUUAAUUCAAUAGAAGCUAUUUUAAAUGCAUUAGUUUCUAUAAUAUCUCUGUUAUCUGAACAGCAAGAUAACGAGAGACUUAUAAAAUUGAUACCUAUAUGUUUAAAUCUUUCUAAGAAAUCAAAUAUACGUUUAGCUUCGGUAAGAGUUUUAGCUGUACUUUUAAAUUGUAUCAAGACUGAAAGUGAUAAAGAAGCAAUUCGUACAUCUAUAGAAUACAUACAUCAAAUUUUAUUUGAAUAUGUCAGUGUCAGCCCCUAUGAGGCAACCCCUCGAAACAUGCUUCUUACUCAUUUCGAGAUACUGCAAUGCUUUAAAUCAUUGGUCACUUUGUAUCCUGAAGAAGGUCUUGACAGAAUCUUGCAACAGUUGAAAUCACCCACUACCAAUCAACGCGCUCGUGCUCUGGUAGUCCUGAAGUAUUUCAUAAAUACUCUUCCAUCAGAGGAGGAUGGAACAUUGCAAAGAAUUGCAUUGAGCCUACAGGAAUCUCUUAAAGAAAAUAGUUCGCUGCAAAUGGUUAGUGCCAUAGCUGCACUCGCAGCACGGCCGACAUUUCCUCUGCUACCAUCACAGAGAGCUAAAUUUGUUCGUUAUAUGGUGUCGCACUGUGACACGAAAAAGGACAACAUGAAACAAUGUUCCACAGCUUUGCAUUUACUUGCGACAACAGUCGACGACGUUGAAUCCUGGUUGUGGCCAUGUUUGAUAGAUGCAUUGCUGGAUCCAUCUUGCGUAGCUUCUGUUGCAUCCGUAUUACGUUCACUGACCUCGUUAACGAUAAAAAUAAUACGUAAUGAAAACUCUUCGAUAGAUGAAAGAGAUUUUCCGGGCACGAAAGUUUUAGGCAGAUGUUUAGAAUUAUUAAGCGAUUCGACUAAUCGACUUCCAGUAGUGACUUUUUUAAGAGCAGCAGCACCUUUGAUAGGACAUCGAGUGAAAUCUUAUUGGGACGAAAAGUUGUUGGAACUUUCACAAGAAUGUUCGCAAAAGGAACAAAGAAAUUCUCAAAAAAAUUCCAAAGAAAUGAAAGAUCCUAUGCAACGAGAUUUAAUUUGGGAAAAGAAGAUAGUAGAGUGGUUGGAAGAAAGCGUGAAAUUAGAAGGAGAAUCGUGGGGCAACAAAAUUGCUGACGAACUUGCCUUGAAAGCAAGUACACCAAAUGUAGCGUUAUUUUUAGCAUGUACAUGCAACAACAAUGCUCACAUUACUCUUCUCGUCGAUCUCGCGCGUUCUCGCAGUACUACCAAGGAAUACGCGCGAGCAGUCGGCAUCUGCGCCAAACGACACUUGAGUAUCGUGUUGAGAUUAAUGGAAGAGUUUUGUGCCAUCGAAGAUGCUAAGAAAGUCCGCGUGUCAUUCUUGAGUUUAAUGAGAGACACGAAAGUCACUGCUACCGCUGAAGCUCCAAAAGCGGGUUUGUUACAAUCUUAUGCUGAAAUCGCUCAGAGGGGGGAUCCACAGAAAUUUUUCUCAGCGUUUGAAAAGCACGUAUUAUCAUGGAGUAUUAAACAGUUGAACGAAUGUAAGGAAUUAUCUACAAAAGAAGCAGGACUGUCAGUUUUGGAACAAGUGGCUAAUGCUGUUCAUCCCACCAAAUUUCCCGAAUUUGAGAGCUUGCAUAUAAAAACUACUGCUUUAGCUACUUUAUUGGGAAUUUUACAAUCGUCAACUGGAUAUAGACCGUUGCAAAUUUAUCCGGCGAUACUGAAAGCAAUAAACUCUUUAAUACGUAUAGCACCAAUGUUAAAUAAUGAAGAAAAACAGAUUUUCCUCAGUGCAAUAUUGGAUAAAACGAUCGGUGCUAGUUUGGAGAUUGAUCAUCAUUUAAAUUCAGAAAUGAUACUACAAAUCAUGGAUGAAUUGGGAGCCAUAUCUAGUGAAAUUGUAUCUGAUUCAGCGGAUAUGUUAGCUGAGCUGGUUGAUAUAUUGUUACCAUGGAUGCAGUCCAAGUCAGAUAUAGAAAGAAAAAUGACUCUAUUGGUGUUACAUACAGUGCUUCAAUCCUAUUAUAAUUCUUUAAAGUACACAUAUCCAGGCGUCAAGUUUGAUGCUGGACAACUAGUAGGAAGAAUUUUUUCCUGGUGCGCCGACGAUAAUAGCAACUUGAGAACAUUGCUGAUAGAUUGUUUAUUUCUCUCUUUGGAUAUUGCAGCUCGUCAUCGUCAUAUAUCACCUGCGAGCGCCUCGAUUAAAAAUAUACAACAAAUAAAGGAUGAAAUAACUAAAAAUGAGGAGCUGCCAUAUGGAACCAUAAAAAAUUUGGCUGAAGUGGUAUCAAAUGAAAUUCCCAAUGGUGAGAUAGUUGGGUUUGCAGAAGGUUUGAUAGAAGGCUUACUAUUCUAUGGAGACACAAGUCUGAUAGCGGGAAUAGGUCUUACACAACAUUUUGAAAUUAGAGGAUCAGAGAUAUCUAGGGCCGAUGUUUGUUUAGUUGAAAGUAUUAUUGUGCAAAUGAGACAAAUUGAAAAUAGGUCCUGCAGAUACGUUGCAAUAACGGCUAUAGUAUCGCUGAUGAAGCAUCAUCCAGAAGAAGUGAGCGAAUAUCUUUUAUCACAACCAUUACCAUUGGAUCCAGGUACUAGAUUGUGUUGGAGAGAAAUCGGCAAUGAUGAAUAUCUUGGAGGCCGAGCGUUGGAGUUGCUACUGGUAAAACUCAAUUUCGGCAAUCUAUUUGGUGAAGUUACGAUGCAUUCUGGAAGAAAUAAUACCGCAUCUCUCACGUCCUUGACAGCUAUCGUGGGCUUAAAAUAUCUUUUAGAAUCGCCAAAUAUGGAAAUUUUUAUUGAGAUACACUUAUCAGAAUUGUUAUCGAUUCUCCUCAAAUUCCUCUCAGGCUGGCUGCGGAUCGAAGCUCCUGUGUCGCUGAUAAACACAAAGUUCGGAUACGUACCUAAUCGAGCCGUGCAGAAGAUGAAUCCAUACGCGGAAGUAUAUUCUGUAAUAACUAGCAUAUUGAUGAUCAUUCAACCAAAUGUCGCGUAUAAUUUGCUAGCGGAAGCCGCAUCUUCUUUCGAGACGCAAACCGAGGAUAACGUGAUAUUGAUUGUACGAACAUUAAUUAAAUGCAUAUUGGGCAGAAAUGAAGUUAUGUUGAAUAUGGCGCAAAUAAUAGGUAAAUUGAUGACGAGUACUAUAGCCAUACAACGCGCGGUCGCCGCGACGUUUUAUACAGAACUGAUUGGCAAAGUGGACUGCGGAGUUAUAUGGCUUGAAUCCAUAAUUAAUACCCUUCACGAAUGCAAGACCGAUUCGUCGUCCUUGGUGCGAACACACGCCACUAUUGGACUUGCUAGAAUAGGUUACUUGGAUCCGAAACUGAUCGACGAAUACUUUGACAAUUGUAUGGAUGCCUUACUCGAUGGACUGGAAGAGACUGCUGGCGGGAAAGACGGCGCUGAAGUGGUACUCGAAUCGUUACGAGGCCUCUCAGUAUUGUUGUCAGUUCAAUGCAAGAAGCCUGUAAGUCCGCGAGUGGUGUUAGCUUUGAAACCUUUUAUCGAGAAAGAAAAUUGGGAAAUGAAGUUCGCUGCCAUAAACGCUCUGGGUGCGAUAGUUGCAAAUUGGCAAAAGCUUGCAUUGUCAUGCAACAAUGAUUUGAUUGAUCAUCUUCUAGGCUGUUUGCCAUCUCUGAUAAUAAGACUGGAAGACUCGAAUUCAAUAGUAGUUACGGCAGCAAAGGAGACAUUAUGUAAGGCCACGGCUAUUCUGCAGAAUGAGAAAUUAUCGCAUGUGAUAUAUAGUAAUUUGGGACCAGAAGCGAAGUUUGAUUUUGAGACUUUUUCGAAGAUUUUGAUAAAUUGUUUGAAAGAGGAAUUUCCCCAAAGAGCGGAAGAACUCAGAAACGCUGUUGUUCGAGGCUAUUCCAAAUCGGAGAAUGAUCAUACUAGAGCUACAUCUGCGCUGCUCUUAGGAUUAUUUAGUUCUCCGAGACCCGAAGACAUACAAAGACUGUUGCAACUUUUGCGUGAUAGAAAAAGUAUUGUAAGAAUACGUGCUUCGCAAGCUCUCUCGUUUUGCUUUACGCUUUAGCGCGGAUCAUGUUUUGAUAAUUUAUCACACUAGUUAUGAAUUGCACCUUAUUUUUAAAUUACAAGAUUUGUGUGCAAAGGUAUUUUUUUAUUCUUUUGUGAUAUAGUUUAUUGUAAAAUAUAUAUUUAUAGAGAUGAAUUUAUUUUUA
This is a messenger RNA of Cataglyphis hispanica, 5264 nucleotides long. Its product is annotated as maestro heat-like repeat-containing protein family member 1. Bases 374 to 5116 code for a protein of 1580 amino acids. The record is from RefSeq and is a predicted model, not a curated record. The transcript has 22 exons. Gene Ontology annotation, cellular component: cytoplasm. NCBI's taxonomy places the organism in Eukaryota, Metazoa, Arthropoda, Insecta, Hymenoptera, Formicidae.